Messenger RNA from Teleopsis dalmanni, 3030 nucleotides. Its product is annotated as venom dipeptidyl peptidase 4-like. Gene Ontology annotation, molecular function: serine-type peptidase activity; dipeptidyl-peptidase activity. Lineage: Eukaryota; Metazoa; Arthropoda; Insecta; Diptera; Diopsidae. The coding region runs from base 1 to 2382 and encodes 793 amino acids. Gene Ontology annotation, biological process: proteolysis. The record is from RefSeq and is a predicted model, not a curated record. The transcript is spliced from 11 exons.
AUGGCACAAGUCACGCUAUCGAAUAAUAAUAUUUAUUCUCAAAUGAAAACACGCAGACUUCGCUUAAUACUAGGAAUAAUAUUUGGUAUUGUUAUUAUUGCCCUUUUGGGAACCGCAAUAUACUUCAUCGUAAGAGGUGGUGACUUCGACAAUAAUCAACCCAAGCCCGAAGAAAACGGAAUAAAGUUGGAGGAUGUGUUAACUGGCCGCCUCGCACCAAAACGCUUUAAUGGUAGUUGGUCAGGUUCUAAUCUUAUAUAUAAAGAGGAGCAUUCGAUUGUAGAGUAUGACGUGAAAACAAAAAACCGAGAAGUGUUGUUACUGAAUGGAUCGCAGUACGUUUUAUUUGAAAAAUCGGCCGACGGGCAGUUCUUACUGCUCGCUAAGAAUUAUAGAAAGAAUUUCCGAUAUAGUUUUGAGGCUGAGUACGAUAUAUAUAACAUUACUUCCCGUGCAAUGAAUCCACUCAAAAUUAAAGGUGAACAGAGAUCACUUAUAAUGGCUCAGUGGGCUCCAGUCGGCAAUGGACUUGUGAUAAAUUUCGAACGCAAUCUUUACUACAAACCGAAUCCAUUUGCUGACGAAAUUACAAUAACAAGCGAUGACAACUUUGCAAUAUUAAAUGGUGUACCCGACUGGGUUUAUGAAGAGGAAGUUUUCAAUUCCAAUGUGGCCACAUGGUUUAAUCCAAAUGGUACAAAAAUUGCCUUUAUCAAAUUCGACGACUCUCCCACCCAUACCAUUAAUUUCCCUUACUACGGAGAGGCUGGCGAUUUGCGUUAUCAAUAUCCUUUUAAUCGCCUAGUUGCAUAUCCGAAAGCGGGUUCAUCAAAUCCACGUGUAAGUCUCUUCACCGCAGACCUGGAAAGUGCUGUAAAAGGUUCAGAGUUUUUGGAUCCAGUUCCUGUACCCAGUGCUUUGAACACAGAAACCGAUUAUAUCAUAACUGUGGUCGACUGGUUAGACAAUAAUAAUGUUUUAUCUGUUUGGAUGAAUCGUAUACAGAACCUAGCUUAUCUGCAAGUUGUUGCAGGAAGAAAACGUCUUGAGGUAUAUGAUAUGGAAUCAAAAACUGGCUGGGUUGAUCUGUUUUCUACCCCGUUUAAGAACAAAGAUGGCACGCGUAUUGCUGUUAUAUUACCACAGGGGCAGGACGAUGACGGCUAUUUCCGACACCUUUGCAUACUAUCAGCAACAAUUUCAAAAAGCAGUCCCGAUAUAUUAACGAAGGGCAAAUAUACUGUCCAAUCAAUACUACAUUGGGAUACCACAAACGAUAUCAUUUUCUAUACCGCAAACACUGAGCAAAACUCAGAAAUACUUCAAGUAUACUACAUUCGAGCAACAACUGGUCAUACUCCAAAGUGUUUAACUUGUAAAUUACAUACUUCGGGUGAUGUCGAGCAAAAUUAUUACUCAGCUGAUUUCAGCACUGAUCAUCAAAUAGUUAUUAGUUCUCUGGGACCAGGAAUACCAAUGACUGCCAUUUAUGAAUGGACAUAUUCAAAUUCCCAAGUGACGUUAAAAAAAGUCAUUGACUGGGAGAACAAUGAGUCAUUACGUUCCAAAUUGAAGUCAGUUGCAAUUCCAACCGUUAUAAUUGAUACAAUACCAAUAGCGAGUGGUUUUACUGCUAAGGCUUUAAUGCAGUUGCCACCAAAUUUGGACCGUAGUGGUAAAACAAAAUACCCGAUGCUUGUAGAUGUAUAUGGAGGUCCUGAUUCACAUUCGGUCGUUAAUAAAUGGAUUUUAGAUUGGGGUACUUAUUUAUCAUCAAGUCAUUCUGUGAUUUAUGUAAAAAUAGAUGGACGUGGCACAAAUCUUCGUGGCGAUAAAUUAUUGCAUUCCAUUUACCAGAAGCUAGGUACUGUUGAAAUUACGGAUCAAAUUGAUGUAACUAAAAAAUUGCAAGCUAAAUAUUCUUUUAUUGAUGCUAAUCAUACUGGUAUUUGGGGUUGGAGUUACGGUGGUUACGCUGCUGCUAUGGCACUAGCGAACGAUGAUAGUCUUGCUUUCAGAUGCGCUGCAUCGAUUGCACCUGUUACAGAUUGGGCGUACUAUGAUUCUAUAUAUACGGAACGUUACAUGAGAUUACCUAAUACAAAUGAAGCUGGUUAUAUGAACGCUAGGUUAAGCACACGUGCUCAGAAACUAAGAGGGAAAAAAUUCCUAUUAGUCCAUGGUACCUUAGAUGAUAAUGUACAUUAUCAACAAGCAAUGAUUUUAGCCAAAAAUCUAGAACGUUAUGAUAUAUUAUUUAAACAAAUUAGUUAUCCAGAUGAAGAUCAUGGCUUAUCAGGCGUACGUCCACACUUAUACCACUCAUUGGAUCGAUUCUUUGGCGAUUGCUUUGACAAUAAAAAUAUGAAUGGCUCCAAAUAGUAAUUAUUUAGACAGAGAAAGCAACAUUCACCAAAAACAACUACGCUUUAUCAAAAAUAAAAACGUAUUGUACUUGAGUACUUUAUCCGAUUAUCUAAAAUGUAGGCGUGAUCAAUUAUUUGUAAUAUGUUGAAAUCAAAAAUUAUAAAGAAUUUAGCUUUUUAGCGUAUGCAGGUCCAAACCCAGGAACUUUAAAACAAUAAUAGAACGUUUUUAUAUAUUGUAGCAUUUAAAAUAGUUAAAAUUAAUUUUAAAGAAAACUAAAAUCAAAAUCAAAAAUCUAUAUCAAAUAAAAAUUAUCAUAUUAAUGAUACUUGAUAAACGGUAUCGAAAAUAUGUUUCGAGUUGAUAUUCUGUAGUUUCAUAUUGCGUCUAGUAUACUUAAUUGAAUUAUUUUUUAAAACGUAUUAUUACUUCAGUACGAAGUCAGCUAAAGCAAAACAAAUGAUUAUUUACAAUUAUUAGAGUAAGUCAAGAAACCGAAACAUUCAUAGAUGCUUCCACAUAGAUGUAGCGGGUUAGUUAAGCUUAAAUACAAAAAUUGUGCCAAAUUUUGCAUUUUGAUUUAUCGUAGAAAAUCUGCCGAAAUUCGAUUUUUCAAAACAAAAUAGAGACUUAAUUACAAUUAAAAUCGUAGUAAGCACUGUU